AUGCCCUCGAGGACUCUGCCCGCCACCGCCGUUCGCACCCUUGCUCGUCCGCAACAGGUCACUUUCCUACAAUUGAGAUCUCGUGCACCGUUCUCCAAGUCGAGACACUUCUCCCACAAGACCUCACACUAUGCUGCAACUCAUCAAGCAUGGAAGAGACCGUCGGCCGCUGUAAUUGCUGCUGCAGCCACCGUUGCCAUAGUCUACACAACCACCCAGUUCCACGCUGUGCAGGCAGAAGCUCCUCCUUCAGAUUCACAAGAGGUCGUGAUUGAAACAUCCAAAAAGAGAAAGGGCGCUUCCAAGGAAGAGAAUAGGGAUCUAAUCAGCUCCCAGCAUCUCCAAGUGAAGAAGAGCUGGGAGAACCCCGGCGUGUAUGCGUGGGGAUCAAAUACCGGUCGAGUCGUGGCCCCCGAGUCAAAUGAAACAUAUAUCAAGACGCCGCGAAGAUUGACCUGGUUCGACGAUAUCCUGCUCCGAGAUCUUAAGCUCGACAGGAAUUUUGGUGCUGCAGUCCUUGAAAAUGGAGACUUGGUGCAAUGGGGUAUCGAAUAUUCGGAGGAUGUACGGCAGCCGACAGUCACGUUAAAAGGCAAGAAUUUGACGUCCAUUGCGAUAUCGAGAGAUCGUAUCAUUGGGCUGGGCAAGAAUGGAACCGUAUAUUCGAUACCGGUCUCCAAGGCCGACCAGGAAAGUGGACACAAGGAAACAGACAAGUCGUGGAUCCCCUUCUGGAGGAGCUCAACGUCGUCAGUUAGCUAUAGAAAGCUCGAGCCCAAGGAUUUGCGGAGAGGAGAACGGGUGAUUGCCAUCAGCGGUGGCCUUGAGCACGUCCUGUUGCUCACAAACUCGGGACGAGUCUUCUCUGCCGCCUCAGGAACCGAGGACUUUCCCAGUCGUGGACAACUGGGCGUCCCGGGAAUGACAUGGCUCACUCGUCCUGACGGCCGAUAUGAUAUGUGCCACGAACUAACUACGCUCAAGGGCUUCGAGAUCACUAAACUUGCUUCCGGGGAUCACCACUCCCUUGUGCUCGACAAAGAAGGCCGCGUCUUUGCCUUUGGCGACAACUCUUCCGGCCAGCUUGGUUUCGAUUUCAACCCAGAGGCUCCUUUCGUUGACACGCCUUCUCUCCUGCCUACCACUCGUCUUUAUCAAGGCACGAAUCAAUCCUCCAAAGUCACAUCCAUCGCCGCUGGCGGUUCAAACAGCUUUUUCACCGUUGAUGCCACCCGGAUUGCAAGCCCGGAUGAAGAUCCGAGGUCACUCUCAACUUUGGGAAAGGUCAACGCCGAUACAUGGGCGUGCGGCCUGGGAAUUAGGGGCACUCUAGGAAAUGGGAAAUGGACCCAUAUCCAAGGCACACCUACACGCAUCCCAUCCUUGUCGGGCCUCUUCGAGUACGACGAACAGACCCGAAAAGUGAUUCCGAUCCGGAUGUCGCAGAUUUCCGUCGGCAGCACUCACGCCUCGGCGGUGCUCGACAAUGUGACCUACCUGGAUGCUUCGGAAAAGUCCUCGGAGGACGAUACAAACUGGGGCUCCGACGUGCUCUGGUGGGGAGGCAACGAAUUCUACCAGCUAGGCACGGGCAAGCGGAACAACGUGCCGAUUCCGACGUACAUACGGCCAUUAGACAUGGCCAGCGAGGCAGAGAUGGGACGAAGAGAGGAACAUAGAUUGCAUCUAACCCCCAUGCAUGAUGUACGGCUGAAGGCGGAUGGGAGGAAAGUAAGAAUGGAGCAGCGCGUGGUGUGCGGCAGGAAUGUCACGGCCGUUUACUCUGCUGUCUGA
Molecule: messenger RNA, 1794 nt
Organism: Fonsecaea multimorphosa CBS 102226
Lineage: Eukaryota; Fungi; Ascomycota; Eurotiomycetes; Chaetothyriales; Herpotrichiellaceae
Exons: 1
Coding region: 1-1794 (597 amino acids)
Biological process (GO): mitochondrial respiratory chain complex III assembly
Cellular component (GO): mitochondrial inner membrane
Source: RefSeq, a predicted model, not a curated record